Megalops cyprinoides (Indo-Pacific tarpon) is the source of this 6986-nucleotide messenger RNA. RefSeq lists its product as uncharacterized. The transcript has 24 exons. The record is from RefSeq and is a predicted model, not a curated record. Bases 291 to 5621 code for a protein of 1776 amino acids. Lineage: Eukaryota; Metazoa; Chordata; Actinopteri; Elopiformes; Megalopidae. Gene Ontology annotation, molecular function: guanyl-nucleotide exchange factor activity.
GGAGAGAGCCAGCACAACAGGCAGCUGAGCUCUCUGCAGCAGGGGAUUCUCCACGCUGGCUGACAGACGGCCAGAAAAUCGCCAGAGAAUGGGAGCUGCCCCGGUCAGUCGGUCGCGUCUUAAGACACGGAGACUCCUUCGUUUCUGGCCGUUCUUUUAGUGCCGAUCAGCAUGGACAGAGGACUAAAUUAGCCCCGGGGCGGAUAGCCACAAAAGUUUCCCCCCAGACAGGAUUACACAGUGAGGAGGAUGACUGCUUGCAGCCGGAUAGCCAAGACACCUUAGGAAAGAUGAACCCGGAAUCCCUGGACUCCUCCAUCCAGGGCGUCCUCGCUGCCCUGUACCCGCCCUUCGAGGCCACAGCGCCCACCGUCCUCAGCCAGCUCUUCCGGGUCAUCGAGGAGCGCUACCGGGGCGACGCACUGCAGUGCCUGCUGGACUUCCUCAUCCCCGCCAAGCACAUCCUAGAGAGCGUGCAGCAGGCCGCGUGUGCACCGUACUCUGACGUGGUGUUCAGGUAUGAGGGCUGGCCACUGUGUUUGCGUGAGCGGGUGGUGAUUCAGCUGGCCUCUCUCAACCCCCUGCUGCUGCGCCCGGGGGACUUCUACCUGCAGGUGGCGCCCUUCGCAGACCAGGCCGCCCGCAUCGUCCUCAAGAGCCUGCUGGAGGAGCACAGGCAGGUGGAGGAGACGCCCAUCCCCGAGACGUCCUACCCGAGCAUCUUCACCGAGGACUGGCUCCGGGACGUCAACGAGGGCCGGCAUGGGACGCCGCUGCGCCGCUGCCUGCUGUCCACGGAUCAGGGAAUCGUGAAAGUGCCGUGGGCGCAGGUUGCUAACCCUGAGUUUGUGGACAGGCCCAAAUCCAUGGCCGCCACGCCUCCCGUUUCUCCGCAGGGCCCCACCGGGCCCGCCUGCCCACAGUCCCCCUCCUCCUUCUCCCUGGAGACGCGGAUCCUCCCGGCCAAGGAUGGCAUCUCCGUCUCGCUGCGGCUAGUGGACAGCUGCUCCCGGCUCAUCAAGGUGGACCGGGCCAGGCCAGCUGGCAGACCCGUUGGCUGGGUGUCCCCCAACACCUGGGACAGCCGCCACAACCGCGAGAUGGAGGGCGACUACGUCGAUCUGGUGGAGUUCAGCAAGGAGAAGGAGGCCCUGGCCCUUGGCAGGAUGCCAGCACAAGGGAAGCCCCUCCCCGCCAUCAGGCCGGUCCGGCCAGCCCCCCCGGCCCCGCCCAGGGCCCCCACCCCCUGUGGCCGCACAGUCAAGUUUUCAGAGGAGCCGUGCACCCCCUGCAUGAGGCGGAGGAUGGGCCAGGACCCCAGAUCACAGGAGCUGAGGUGCAGGUACAGAGAGUCUUACAUGGCCGCUCUACAGAACCCAGUCAACUUCGAAAGAAGCAGCAUGCUGGCUGUACUGGAGGAGGCUGAACAUGGAGGUGGGCUUUUGGGUGAGGGAGGAGCCCCCAUUCAGCCACUGAAUUGCUGCCAACCUGGAAACCACUGCCACGCCCUCGCUGCAGGUCAUGGUAACAUUGGGGACAACAGGGUCAUCAACGGUCAGCCCCGUCUUACUGCACAAGACUUGAAAGACGAGAUUAAAAGGGCGGGAAGGGCCCUCUCCCCAUCCCCUUCGUCUGUGUCAGAGACAGCAAGAAAGUUCCCUGUGGUACAGAGACUGAGCAGUCGGAGCAACAGUGACAUUUGUCCGGAAAUGAUUCCCACCGUGCACGUGGUGCAUGGCAAGAAGACCACAGCCUUUGGACUGGUGUCCCCAAAGACAGACAGACGGAGAGGCAGCAAGCAAGAUCUUAUCCAGGCAGGCCCGGCUGAAACGCACACUCCCUCGCCCCACGUUAAUGGACAGCAGAAGAAGCUCCAAGCGCUCCCGGCGGAGGUCCCCUCCCCCUUCCCCUCGGGCCCCCCGUCCUCCUCAUCACGGGAAUCCGGCAGCUAUCUCCUCCACCUGGGGAUCGCAUGUCUUCCAGGCAGCAGAGACCGGACAGGCCGGCCCGUGGUGGAGGUGUACGGGGAUCACAAGGGCUGGAAAUCCCCUCUGGUGUCCAGCCAGGAGCUGUGCAAGCUGCUGGUCUACUUCCACUCCAUUCCCAGGAAAGAGGUUAGAGAUCUCGGGAUGACACUGGUGACGGAUGCAAGGAAGACACCCCCUCCCCCAGCUUUCUAUAAGGCCUUACUGCUGGCCCAGGAACAGGCCCUCCAUGCAGUCCACUGUGUCCUGAUUCUGGUGGACAAAGAGACCAGCCCCCGUCCAGAGAGACACCCAGGACUGCAGAUGGAUGUGGUGACCUCACUGAAGGCACUCCACAAGACUGUGGACGGACACCAACUGACUGCGGGCCUGGAAGGGAGCUUUCCAUACAGCCACAGUGAUUGGCUGCAGUUUUAUCAGAAACUGGAACCCUUUGUAUCAAACCUGCGAGAGGCUUCGGCUUUGCUCCAGAAGGCCAUCAGGAAAUUUGAGGGUGUCAAUAAAAUUGACACUGUGCAGGAUGUGCAGAAAUGCAUUCAUGAGCAGAAGACGAUGAUGAAAGCAGUGCUGGAAGACGCUCAGUUGGUCGCCUUGCAGAGGGAAGGUGGAGCCAUCCUGGCCAGACUGCGGAAGGAGGAGUUUCGGUUUUCUCAGUCGGAAGAUUACCGGGACGCGAUGGACACAGUCAGCAGCCUGUACAACCAGGUGGAGGAGCGUGUCCACACAGUGGUGAUGAGGUCCAACCAGUCUCUGCAGCACCUCGACUUUCUGCUCCAGCUGAGGGAGCUGGAAGGCAGAUUCAUGCAGAUCAGGGAGUGGUUCAAUGCAGAGGGAGAGCAGAGGCUACUGGAGGCAGAAUCUGUUGAGGAUUCCCUGGAAAGAGUGGAACAGACUCUUCAGAGCUUCAACCUCUUCCUCUCUCAGGCCAGCGAGCGGAAGCAGCAGGCCAUGGCCUUGGUGACGGAGGCCGAGAAGAUCCAGGGGUCCUCCUACCCGGAGACCGAGGUGUUCCGCACAAUGGUGUGCACUUUCGAGUCUAGCCUGGCCAACUUCCUGUCGCGGGCGGAGCAGUGCCGCACAGAGCUGGAGACCAUGGCGGGCCUGUGCUGCUUCUGUGAAAAGGCUAGUGAACUUGCCAAAGACUGUAAACAGUACCUGGAGAGGUCGCAGGCUGGCUGCCUCCCACCUGAGGGCGAUGAGAGCACACUUCAGAGGUUCCGGGAGAGAUUCAGUGAGUUUUCCCCUGAACGCUUCCAGGAGGUGAAGAUCCGCGCCUGCUCCCUGAAAGGCUCCCGGGGCAUGCGGGCGUGGAACGUGGCCUGGCUCAAGUGCCAGGAAGCGAGGCAGCAGCUGGAGGAGUGGAUGAGCAGCACCGACGAGGCCCAGCGGACUGAUGCGGGUGCAGCCGUGCCAGAUGGCCGGAUGACAGAGGAGGCUGCCUCAUCAGCGCCCUCCGCUGGAGCUCCGUCGCAGUGCGACUCAGAGAGGACUUUGACAGGUCCUGAGCAGGACAUGGACUGUGGUGCGAUUGAGAGUGAUUACGGCACCGUGACCUGCUUUAACCUCAACUUUAAACCCGACAGCAAAAGCUGCAAAGGGAUGAAGGUGGUGCCACCUCCUGGGAGCGAACCCCGGAGCCCCGCGAAAAAGGGGGAGAGGAGGCCCCCCGCAGAGUCGAAGGAUACGCCCGUCCCGGAGCGGAUCGGGGAGGCGGGGCCUGGGCGUGUGGAUGCCGCUGGGCGUGAGCGGUUCCCGUGGCAGCAGGCAUUUGGGAGGUCCCUGAGCGAGGGCUGCGGGGCCGACUCGGUCCGCUCCGAGCCACAGGCCCCGCCCUCCCUGCGAGCCUGCGGCCAGCCGUCCCGCCGGAUCCUGCAGGCGGCCCAGCAGUUCCAGAUCUCACGGCACGGGAGCUUCUGUAGCGAGGACCUCUGUUGUGCGGCGGCGGGCGACAGCCAGGACUCCAGACCCUCCGGCUCCGCCUUCAACCCCGGCGUUCAGAGGUGCCAGGGAACGGCGUCCCUGCCCAACGUGGAGGAAAGUGCCAGCAAUGUUUUGAAGCUGCAGAGGAUCAUGGAGGAGCUACUGCUGACGGAGCGGGAGUACACGCGCUCGCUGGGCUACAUCAUGACGCACUACUACCCUCUGCUGGAGAGGCCGGACGUGCCCCAGGACCUGAGGGGCCAGCGCGGGCGCAUCUUCGGCAACCUUGAGAAGCUGCACGACUUCCACCGGCUCUUCUUCCUCAAGGAGCUGGAGAGCUGCCUGAGGGAGCCACUCAGAGUGGGCCGCUGUUUCCUGAGACACAAAGAAAGCUUCAGCCUCUAUGCGCUGUACAGCAAGAACAAACCACAGUCUGACUCCCUGCUCAUUCACCACGGUCAUGACUUCUUCCAGCAGAAACAGCGGGAGCUAAUGGACAAGAUGGACCUGUCGUCCUACCUGCUGAAGCCAGUGCAAAGGAUCAGCAAGUACAGCCUCCUGCUGCAGGACAUGCUGAAGGAGUGCGGCUCACAGCGGCACCGCGAGCGCGCCGAGAUCCAGGCCGCCCUGGAGGUCGUCCAGUUCCAGCUCCGCCACGGCAACGACCUCCUCACCAUGGACGACAUCCGCGACUGUGACGUGAACCUGAAGGAGCAGGGACAGUUGAUCCGUCAGGACGAGUUCAUGGUGUCGUUCAAGAAGAAGAAGUGCUUCCGCCAUGUCUUCCUCUUUCAGGACCUCAUCCUCUUCAGCAAGACCAAGAAAACAGAAGUGGGGAAUGAUGUGUACAUCUACAAGCAGUCUUUCAAGACCUCAGACAUCGGGAUGACGCACAACUCUGGAGACAGUGGGCUGGGCUUCGAGAUCUGGUUCCGGAGGAGGAAGUCGCAGGACACCUACAUCCUGCAGGCGGAGAGGGCGGAAGUGAAGGAGGCUUGGACCAGGGACCUGGAGCGAAUCCUGUGGGAUCAGGCAAUGCGCAGCAGAGAGAUCCGAAUGCAGGAGAGGGUGUCCAUGGGAAUUGGCAGCAAACCAUUCAUGGAUAUCCAGCCCAGUGAUGCAGCUAUCUGUGACAGGGCCAUCAACUGCGUCUUGCCUGGGAGAGAAUCCAAGGCGUUACCCACCUCCGUAGUCUCCGGUACACAAGAUCACAUGUUAUCUCGGCCCAACUCCAUUGGCUCGGGCAGCAGUGCGUCAACCUCUGGCAGCCACUCAUCCUCCUCCUCCGGUCGAGGGUCCCUCCCUCCUGUGAGUUACCUCUGCAGCCAGUCCCAGGAAGGAGACACGCCCCAUGAGGACUUCUCCAGGCCAGGAACCCUUGGGGACGAUGACCUGGAUCAUGAGAGCGAGAAGCUUCACCUUUUGAUGGACAGUUCCGAGUCGUCCGGGGAAAGCGUGAGCGGAUUCAGCGGCUCUGAUCGCAGCUGCCUGUCUGUGAUUGGUGGAGAGGCAGAGGAGUCCGGCUCCAUCACCUCCUCCCUGCGAUCCAAGGCUGGCCACGCCCACCAGACACAGCCAGAGUACCAGAAACCCACCACGUCUGUGGCAUCAAGGAACAGACCCUCCAUUGCACCCAAACCCCUGGCUCAGUCCAACUCUCAGGGCCCUGCAAAGGUUCAAGAGAUGGUUGCCAGUGGGAAAUCUACUGAGGUUUGACCUGUUGCUGUGGGUGAAUUGAAGCCAUGGGUGAGAUUGUAGGACUCAUCAAAAAGAGCUGGGCCUUAGAGGAAUAAAGGAAUUGGAAUGAGCUUGAAUAAGCAGCUUUGGCACAUCAUUUCCAGCAGAACUCCACAAAAUUCUGCUGUAUAAAGGGAACAUUUCAUUUUUUUCGACAAGCACUGACUCACCAAAUCCUCUGGAUCGGGUACCUUUCGCCUCUCUGCAUUCAUGACCUGGGAGUCUGAGUUUGUGCUGAAGAAGCUGAAUGGAUGGUGGAAUAUGAAAAGGGAUGCGGGCCACACACUAUUACUGGAACUUGGUCUAUAUUCUGAGAUGUUUGUUCCCAUCCAGAUAUGAAUUCACUGUUGAAUUUACUUGUUUUUUUUACCAUUGUUGCAAAAGCAUGUAAAGUUUCUGAAAUUUCUGCCUUUUCCAACAUGACUUGGAACAACAUUAUCAGGAGGUCUUAUGUUACUAUAUAGCACCUUAGACCUGCAGUUUAUCAUUAUUAGCACAAUGCCCAGUCAAUAUGGGGAACAUUGCAUUCACAUUGGUAGUAAAUGAUGUAUUAAUAUAUUACUAAUUUUGGUGCACUAAAAUGUUGCAUUGUGUACAGUGCUCAUUGGCAACAGAUGGCAGCAUAACCUUCACAGUAUUAUUUUGAAAUAUUGUUAUGACUUUAAUAAUGGUGGUAAUGUCACAUUACUGUGAUGCCAAAACAAAACCUACUUAUAAAUAGACUCACUCAGAAUAGUUCAGUACAGCGAAUAGUGUGGUAUUUUUUUGUUUCAAAUCAAUUUAAUGGUGUUCCCUGUUAUGACAGUGCUGGGCUUUGGUAGGAUACAAGUGAAAUAUAACCACUUUGUGCAUUUUAGAGGAAAAUGCAUGGUUUAUAUAUCAGGGAAACUGAUCACUGUACCUUAUAUUAUUUUUAUAAUAUCUGUGUUGUUCAAUUAGCCCUGUAAACAUAUUUGGGUAAAAUACAGUUGUGCCAGACAUCCCCUUUAGUCAUACUAUGUUAUUGAGAAAAAUGUACAUAUUUGUGGCAAUUUCUCUAUGCAGAAUGUGGCCUUUAUUGUUUGAAAGGGUGAAAGGAGUGAAAGGGUGAAAGGGUGGAGAGAUACCUGUUGAUGAAAGUGAUUGGAGGAUAACAUACUGGAGAUUCUUCAGGGUCACUUGAUGACUUAUGAAAGAUGUUGUAUGUAUGGACUAAAGUCAGCGUGCCUUAGUACUGAAAGACUUGGCAAUCCUCCAGUCACAGUAUAAUUCGUGCCAGUGAGGGACCUGCAAAACCAUGUGGCAGGAAUAUAUAUAUUUUUUUACAUAUUGUAGCUCAUUCAAUGAGCAUAGCAAUUGUGUGAG